This is a messenger RNA of Prosopis cineraria, 3356 nucleotides long. Its product is annotated as receptor kinase-like protein Xa21. Gene Ontology annotation, biological process: protein phosphorylation; hormone-mediated signaling pathway. The record is from RefSeq and is a predicted model, not a curated record. The transcript has 7 exons. Gene Ontology annotation, molecular function: protein kinase activity; protein binding; ATP binding. Lineage: Eukaryota; Viridiplantae; Streptophyta; Magnoliopsida; Fabales; Fabaceae. Gene Ontology annotation, cellular component: plasma membrane. The coding region runs from base 12 to 3269 and encodes 1085 amino acids.
UCUAAGAAGCCAUGAACCUAUCCAACAUGGCAAAUCUUUGUUUUCAUUUCCCCUUGCUCAUGUUCUCCCUACUUUGUCUCAAGGUUUGUUUCACUUUAUGCCACACCGAUCUUACUAUGAAUGAUGAAUUGGCACUACUUGCUUUCAAGUUUUCUGUCAAGGACCCUUACAAUCACUUGGCUAAUUGGUCCAACUCUUCUUCCAUUUGCAAUUGGGUUGGGGUUAUGUGUGAUGCUCACCAUGUGAGAGUAAUGGCCUUGAAUCUUGGUGAGAUGGGUCUCAAGGGAACUUUGCCCUCAAAAAUUGGGAAUUUGUCUUUCCUAGUUGAACUUGACCUUCAUAGUAAUAACCUUUAUGGUGAGUUGCCAAAGGAGUUGACCCAAUUACACAAGCUGCAAAUUCUCAAUUUGAGCUACAAUGAAUUCAAUGGAGGAAUCCCAACUUGGAUUGGAAGCUUAUUUAUGCUUCAACACUUCCAUCUCCAUAAUAAUAGUUUUGGAGGUUUUAUUCCUAAAAGCAUAUCCAACUUGUCAAAGUUAGAGACUUUGGAUUGGAAUUAUAACUUUAUUGAAGGAGUUAUUCCAUCUGAGAUUGGAAAACUUCAAAGUUUGAAGAUUUUACGGAUUGCAAGAAACAAGCUUUCAGGAAGAAUACCCCUAACUAUUUCUAACUUAUCCUCACUUGAGUUAUUGUCUUUGUCUUUCAACUCCUUAACAGGAGAUAUUCCCAAAGCAAUUGGUGCUCUCACAAACCUGAAAAUACUAUAUCUAGGUGCUAACAAGUUGUCUGGCCAAAUACCAAGGAAUAUUGGAAACUUGACAAAACUUCAACAUCUACAACUGGGUGAAAAUAACAUAAAAGGUGAUAUACCAGAAGGUAUUGGAAAACUGGAUUUGCUUCAAGAGCUAUAUCUUUCUUUUAAUAAUUUACGAGGAGGUAUUCCUGAGCAGAUUGGUAAUCUUAAAAGUCUGAAACUUCUAUAUUUAGGACGUAAUCAGUUUUCUGGCCAAAUAUCAUCUACUAUCUUUAACAUAUCUGAGCUGCAAGAGAUUGAUUUAAGUUGGAAUAAUUUGUUGGGAGGCAUUCCUUCAAAUAUAUGUCAUGGCCUUCCAAAUUUACAAGCUUUGCAUCUUCAAGCCAACAAAUUAUUUGGAGCUAUACCAUCUGGUUGGACACAAUGCAAGCAGCUCAAAGAGUUAACAUUAGAACUCAACUUAUUCACAGGCCAUAUACCCAAAAGCAUCAGGAAUUUGACUAUGCUUCAAUUGCUAAAUCUGUAUUCCAAUAACUUGGAAGGUUUAAUACCUAUGGAAAUAGGCAAUCUUCAUAAGCUUGAAUUCUUAGAAUUGUCAUCUAACAAGUUGAGCGGUUCUAUACCAUUGACCAUUUUUAACAUUUCAACUUUGAAAUUCUUAAACCUUGAAAGCAAUUUUAUAUCUGGCAAUCUUCCAUCAAAAUUUGGGAAUCUCACUAGUUUCUUUGAACUAUCCUUGGGAGAAAACAUAUUGAGAGGAUCAAUUCCAAAAGCAAUUGGUACCUUAUUAGAUCUUCAAUAUUUGAAUCUUGAAGGCAAUGAGCUACAUGGCCUAAUCAUUGAUGAGAUUUGUUAUAUCACAAAGCUUGCCUAUUUAUCUUUAAGUAGAAACAAGUUUUCUGGAGGAAUACCCCCUUGUUUAGCAAAUGUUACCUCUUUACGAGACCUUUACUUAGACUCUAAUAAGUUAAUUUCAAAAAUACCUCCUUCAUUUUGGAAUUUGAAGGAUAUAUUGAGAGUAAACUUAUCUUCCAAUAUUUUAGGUGGAAAUGUAUCAUUGAAGAUUGGAAACUUGAAUGCUCUUGUGUUACUAGAUUUGUCAAGAAAUCAUAUUUCAGGCAUUAUUCCAGCAACUUUGGGUGGCUUGAAGAAUUUGCAAGAUCUUUCCCUAGCACAUAACAAUUUGCAAGGAAAUAUUCCUAAAUCAUUCGGAAAUAUGUUGAGCUUAAUAAAAUUGGACCUUUCUGAUAAUAAUUUAUCUGGGAAGAUUCCUAAAUCUUUGGAGUUACUUAUUUAUCUUAAGUAUGUUAAUCUCUCCUAUAACAAACUCCAAGGAGAGAUUCCAAGUAGAGGAGUUUUUAAAAAUUUGACUCCUGAAUCUUUUAUGAUGAAUCAAGCUCUUUGUGGCAAGCCGCAACUCCAAGUGCCUCCCUGCAAAAAAGAAACAAGAAAAGGAUCAAUGACAAUAUUGCUUUUAUUGAGAUGCAUAUUACCCAUAGUUGUAUCAAUAAUUUUGGUUGUCUUAGGCAUUAUGCUUUUAAGACAUAAACAACAACAAAAUUCAAGGGGUCUAGUUGAAAGGGAACUAUCAACUUUAGGAGUGCCGAGAAGAAUUUCUUAUUUUGAAAUCCAAGAAGCAACCAAUAGAUUUGAUGAGAGUAGCAUACUUGGAAGGGGUAGUUAUGGUUCUGUGUUUAAAGGAACGCUUUCCAAUGGAAUGAUCGUUGCAGUUAAGAUCUUCAAUUGUGAUUCACAAGUAAUGUUAAGGAGCUUUGAAAAGGAAUGUGACAUAUUAUGUAAUGCACGCCAUCGCAAUUUGGUGAAGGUUAUAAGCUGUUGUUCGAAUGUUGAUUUCAAAUCUUUGGUAAUGGAGUUCAUGCCCAAUGGGAGUCUGGAAAGAUGGUUAUAUUCUUACAACUAUUUUUUAGAUUUUCUUCAAAGGUUGAAUAUAAUGAUAAAUGUUGCAACUGCUUUAGAAUAUCUCCAUCAUGGCUUGUUAACACCAAUUGUUCAUUGUGAUUUAAAGCCAAGCAACAUUUUAUUGGAUGAUGAAAUGGUUGCUCAUGUGAGUGACUUUGGAAUUUCUAAACUUUUAGAUAAAGAGGAAUCUAAGAUAUUCACAGAGACAAUACCUACUAUUGGCUAUGUGGCACCUGAGUAUGGAUCUUCUGGAGUUGUUUCAACAAAAAUAGAUGUGUAUAGCUAUGGAAUCAUGCUAUUAGAGGUGUUUACAAGAAAAAGGCCAACAGAAGAUAUGUUUGUGUCAGGAUUGAGGUUAAAGAGUUGGGUAAGUGAGUCAAUGCCUCAUGCAAUAAUUCAAGUCAUGGAUUCCAAUUUAUUGCAAGGAGAUGAACAUCAUAUAAAUAAUAUAUUGACAUCUACAUCCUCUAUUCUUGAAUUGGCCUUGAAUUGUUGCACUGAUCUUCCAAAAGCACGUGGCAAUAUGAUUGAUGUUGUAGUAUCAUUGAACAAGAUCAAAGGGAUGUUUUUGCAUAGGCAACAGCAUCACGUUUAGAUUAUCAUUGAUUUUCUUACAAUUUGUGGCGUUAAUUGUUCUCCCUUUUUUCAUUUUAUACUUUCAGAAUAUGUUAGACUUAUUGUU